This is a messenger RNA of Leptopilina boulardi, 666 nucleotides long. RefSeq lists its product as uncharacterized. The transcript has 2 exons. The record is from RefSeq and is a predicted model, not a curated record. NCBI's taxonomy places the organism in Eukaryota, Metazoa, Arthropoda, Insecta, Hymenoptera, Figitidae. The coding region runs from base 1 to 666 and encodes 221 amino acids.
AUGGAUUUAGAUUCAUCACUAAGAGGCAGUUUUUCACGUGAAGGAUCUGCACCUGGAGGAAAAUCCCGAGAGUCACAACACGACAGGGAUCAUCAAAGACAUCGAAGCAUAAAACGUCGUGAAAACAAACGCCAUCGACGUUCGUACAGUCGCUCACAAAAUCGUUCCCGUUCACAAUCAUACACGCCACCUUACAGUCGUUCAUAUAGUCGCUCCACUUCUCCCGAAGGAAAAUCACAGACUAGAAGUAAAGAUGGAAGCAUUGAAAGGGUGUCAGACAUUAAUGACGACGGAACUCACACGAGAGGUGAGUCAAAAGUCGAUCAAAUAUCAGACGAGCUUGCACGAGAGGCAAGACAAGUCCAAAGAAAAAUAUCAAAGAAUCCACGUCCAGGUCCAACAAAAACUGCGGAUCCAAAUAGCAGUAAGGAAAACCCAGAAUCAAACGAUAAUAGAAAACUCAACACCGAGUAUUUGGAAAUUCUUGGAGAUGACCCGACUACGAUUAAAGAUACAAAAUCCUUAAUAAACAAAGAUUUACUGACAAGAUCGUCCAAAUGGAUUACCACGAGUCUCAAAAAAGAAAUAAAAGAAAAAUUGUUAAAAGAUUACCCUAACGUUGAAGGGAUAACACCGCAAGCUUUAAAUCGUAAAUUUCACAUCUGA